UCGGCGGGCGGCGGCGGCCGGUGAGGCCCGGGAGGCCGCGGCGCGGUCACUGCGAGCCGAGCCGAGCCGAGCCGCGCCGAUCGCCAUCCGGCCCCGGCUCCCUCGAGCAAUCCCGGCCGGUGGCGCGGCCCGGCGGGCCCGGCGGCGCCGCAGCCCAUGGAGCUCGAGAACAUCGUAGCGAACACGGUGCUACUCAAGGCCCGGGAAGGUGGUGGCGGGAAUCGCAAAGGCAAAAGCAAGAAAUGGCGUCAGAUGCUGCAGUUCCCUCAUAUCAGCCAGUGCGAAGAGCUGCGGCUCAGCCUUGAGCGUGACUACCACAGCCUGUGCGAGCGGCAGCCCAUCGGGCGCCUGCUGUUCCGAGAGUUCUGCGCCACGAGGCCUGAGCUGACCCGCUGCAUUGCCUUCCUGGACGGGGUGGCUGAGUAUGAGGUGACCCCUGAUGAGAAGCGGAAGGAGUGUGGGCGGCGGCUAAUGCAGAAUUUUCUGAGCCACACGGGUCCCGACCUCAUCCCUGAGGUCCCCCGGCAACUGGUGACUAACUGUGCCCAGCGGCUGGAGCAGGGGCCCUGCAAAGACCUCUUCCAGGAGCUCACCCGGCUGACCCACGAGUACCUGAGUGUGGCCCCUUUUGCCGACUACCUCGACAGCAUCUACUUCAACCGUUUCCUGCAGUGGAAGUGGCUGGAAAGGCAGCCAGUGACCAAAAACACCUUCAGGCAGUACCGAGUCCUGGGCAAAGGUGGCUUUGGGGAGGUGUGUGCCUGCCAGGUGCGGGCAACAGGCAAGAUGUACGCCUGCAAGAAGCUGGAGAAGAAGCGGAUCAAGAAGCGGAAAGGGGAGGCCAUGGCCCUCAAUGAGAAGCAGAUCCUGGAGAAAGUGAACAGUAGGUUUGUAGUGAGCUUGGCCUACGCCUAUGAGACCAAGGACGCGCUGUGCCUGGUGCUGACGCUGAUGAACGGAGGCGACCUCAAGUUCCACAUCUACCACAUGGGCCAGGCUGGCUUCCCCGAGGCUCGGGCCGUCUUCUACGCGGCGGAGAUCUGCUGUGGCCUGGAGGACCUGCACCGGGAACGCAUCGUGUACAGGGACCUAAAGCCAGAGAACAUCCUACUAGAUGACCACGGUCACAUACGCAUCUCCGACCUGGGGCUGGCUGUGCAUGUACCUGAGGGCCAGACGAUCAAAGGCCGUGUGGGCACUGUGGGCUACAUGGCCCCAGAGGUGGUGAAGAACGAACGGUACACAUUCAGCCCGGACUGGUGGGCGCUAGGCUGCCUCCUGUACGAGAUGAUCGCAGGCCAGUCACCCUUCCAGCAGAGAAAAAAGAAGAUCAAGCGGGAGGAGGUGGAGCGGCUGGUAAAGGAGGUGCCCGAGGAGUACCCCGAGCACUUUUCCCCGCAGGCCCGCUCACUCUGUUCCCAGCUCCUCUGCAAGGACCCUGCCGAGCGCCUGGGGUGUGGGGGGGCCGGUGCCCGCGAGGUGAAGGAGCACCCCCUCUUCAAGAAGCUGAACUUCAAGCGGUUGGGAGCCGGCAUGCUAGAACCACCCUUCAAGCCUGAUCCCCAGGCCAUUUACUGCAAGGACGUUCUGGACAUCGAACAGUUCUCCACAGUUAAGGGUGUAGAGCUGGAGGCCACUGACCAGGACUUCUACCAGAAAUUUGCCACGGGCAGUGUGUCCAUCCCCUGGCAGAACGAGAUGGUGGAGACCGAGUGCUUCCAGGAGCUGAAUGUCUUCGGGCUGGAUGGCUCGGUUCCCCCAGACCUGGACUGGAAGGGCCAGCCGCCUGCACCCCCAAAGAAGGGACUGCUGCAGAGGCUCUUCAGUCGCCAGGACUGCUGUGGGAACUGCAGCGACAGUGAGGAAGAGCUUCCCGCCCGCCUCGAGCUCCCCACCCACCUCUAGCCCCCAGCCUGAGGCCCCGCUGGGCGGUUGGCGGUAGCAGCUACUCCGAGCGCUGUUUACAGUUUUGCACAGUGGUCUUCCCCAUUGUCCACUCAAGUUGUGGCCUGGGGAACACAGCCGGAGCUGUCCCCAGUGCCCUCUGCUCCUCAGCCCCUGGUCUGGCUGAGUUUGGCAAGGCCUGGACUGUCCCUGGGACAAAGGUGCGUCCCUUCAGCUCUUGUCUGUGGAGCUCGGGGCUUUCUGUAUUUAUGUCUUUGUACGAAUGUAUAUAGCAACCAGAGCGUUCUUAAGACCCACCCUGGAGCCGGCACAGGGGCUGCUGCCACGCUCCAGGCACCUCAGGCCCAGCUCAGAUGGGCGAGGUUGGGCCAGGCCAGGCCCCUGGGCCCCCAGCACUGUGCUUGCCACCGCCGACCUCCGAGUGAGACUCGUGCCUGCCCCUGCCGCCCUGGGCUUAGGCCGCCACCUCUGGGACCCAAUACUGUCCCUUCUCAGCACUUGUCAGAGCUGUAUCUGGGACCUCUGUGUCCCCUAGGCCUGUGCCAAAGUGUGACCAGAGAUUGGGCUGACCCUGGGACCCCUCAGUCCACUGCCCAGGCUGUCCCAGAUGGGUCUGCCUCUGCCUUCCAGCUCCCAGGUCACCUCGUCCCUUGUGCUGGGCCCUGUCCUGAAGACACCUCGUGCAGAAACACCCCAGCCCAGGCCAGGGGAAGGGUAGGGGUGGGGGUGUCCCUGGCCAACCGUCAAACAUUCCAGACUCCCCUCAUAACAGACACAUGUGCCCAGCAAUAAUCCACCCCUCCCUGUGUGUGCCUGUGGGGUGUGUGUGUGUGUGUGUGCGUCUGUGUGUGUGUGUGUGUGUGUGUGUGUGAAGGGGGCAGGCGAGGCUGUGGGCCUGCGCCCCGGGCCCCAGCCCUGGCCCUUCCUGGACUGUGAUGACCAUCCUGGUCCCAGUGUUAGGGUAGCGUGGGAUUACAGGGUCCCAGUUUUUCCAUAUUUAAAGCCAAGUUUUAUUACCCAUUUUGUCCAAUAUAAGCUGCCACAUGUCUCUGUGUGAAUACAGUCCGAGCACAAACCCGGC
This is a messenger RNA of Balaenoptera musculus (blue whale), 2986 nucleotides long. RefSeq names its product G protein-coupled receptor kinase 6 (gene GRK6). The transcript is spliced from 16 exons. Gene Ontology annotation, cellular component: plasma membrane; cytoplasm. The coding region runs from base 157 to 1905 and encodes 582 amino acids. The record is from RefSeq and is a predicted model, not a curated record. Gene Ontology annotation, biological process: protein phosphorylation; signal transduction; regulation of signal transduction. NCBI's taxonomy places the organism in Eukaryota, Metazoa, Chordata, Mammalia, Artiodactyla, Balaenopteridae. Gene Ontology annotation, molecular function: G protein-coupled receptor kinase activity; ATP binding.